AUGGCCCCGAAAACCCCCGUUAUCUGGGUCUUACUCGCAGUAUUGCUCUUUAGUACUCUAUUUCUUUGGUCAAUAGCAGUCUCAAAAAACUACGUCAUUGGUGUCUCACCGGGGGUGUUGCACAGUGAAACAGCUUUGGAUGUCAAUAAUACAUCCUGUUCAACCAGUGCUACAAGACUACACCUCUCCGACCCACCAUAUGAAAAUCACUUCUAUUCUGACUGCCACUCCAGCUCACAUGUGGUUGUUACAAGCCCCCUAUUGACAAGUAAUCUGAAAUUGAUUGGACCUCGGCUCCUUAUAGCGUGGCCCGCAGGGAAUAGCGGCAUCGUCACCUUCUUUGCGCCGGAAAAUGGAGUAGAUGGCAGUCUUGCCAUAAGAUUGGAAAAUUCAGUAACGACAGGAGAGGCACUAGAACCAAUUUACGUGGCCGGCGAGUCACAUUCCUCGAAUCCUCGAGUUGGCGUGUCGGGGUUGCUCAACUUGAAUUCUUCGGCCAUUCUCACGGUACCAAUUUUAGGCAGCAUUCGAACAAUCAGGAGCUUUACCGAAGCAGGAAACCAUUUAGAGCCUUCUUUUUCCGAGACUGUAGAAGGAGGCGUGGUGCUAAACCGGACUUGGUUCGACAACACUACUACAACCUGGCUGACAUUUACACCCAUCAACAGAUCAAACGCAAUUACUAUCAAGCGGGAAGUUGGCACAACUCUGUUGUUCCCAAGCGGCACUUACCAAUUCGAUGCCUCAUUCAACUAUCCUCAGUUAGACCAGCUCAAUCCUCAGGAAGUUCUCAACCCUGCUUCUAUAGAUCUCAUCGACAAAAAUUUAGAGCAGACAACAUCGCUAUCUUUGCUGUCUUAUACUGACAAGCUCCUCGCUGGAUCCUGGCGUUACCUGACUUAUUUUGGACGAGAUACUCUGCUAUCACUGCUUCUACUCCAGCCAGUGCUCAGCGAAGGACACGGCGGAGCGAUCGAAGCAGCGAUUGGAUCAGUUUUGGAACGCGUAAAUAGCAUAGACGGAACCGUAUGCCACGAAGAAGUCCUCGGAGACUACGCCACAUUCCUAAAUCUCCAGAAGAACAGCCGGUCCACGGAGCCGCUGUGCGACUACAAGAUGGUGGAUACCGACUACAUUCUGCCGAUUGUGAUGAAGACGUACCUGGUGGACACGGAAACCGGCCGUCAACGUGCAAAAGCAUUUCUCAAUACAGCGGCUUCAUUCCUUCCCAACAACGCCGGACUAUCGUACGCAAAACUCGGCCUCCUCACCGCCGAGAAGAUCAUGAACACGUCCGCACCAUUCGCGUCCCAUGGCGGUCAAGUCAAGGAAAACUUGAUUCAUCUCAGAAACGGCCAAGCGGUUGGAGACUGGCGCGAUACAGAUAGCGGCCUCGGCGGCGGAAGAAUCUCGUACAAUGUAAAUACAGCUCUGGUGCCAGCCGGCCUGCGAGCCAUUGCCGCACUCAGCAGAGCAGGCCUCUUCCCAGAGCAUCCAGAAUGGAAGGAGACAGCCGACCAAUACGCUACCGUGUGGGAAGACGAAACGGUGCGCUUUUUUGAAGUUUCCCUCUCACAACCGGAAGCGGUCUCGCUCGUUGAAAGUUAUAUGAAGCAUCAGUCUGUGUACCCCGGUACAUCUCAUGUGCACGCGAUCACGUCUAACGUGACAUUCUAUGGCCUCGCGCUCGACGGCCGAAACGACCAGCCGGUAGUGCGCGUCAUGAAUACGGACGAUUGCUUCCGCCAUUUCCUGCUCAACACGACGAAUCAAAUGCAACUAAGCAGGUUCUUGAACCAAACUGCGGACCACAUCCUCCAGCCGUUUCCCGUCGGGCUCGCUAGCGACGUAGGGUUGUUUGUGGCGAACCCGGCGUACGGCGGCGAUGCAUUCUAUGCGCAAUCAUUUACCAGAGCAGAUUACCACGGCAUCGUGGUAUGGAGCUGGCAGUUGGCCAUGAUGGCAGCUGGGCUUGGGCGCCAGCUUGGGCGAUGUGAAGUCGCGAAUAAGCCGGACUUCUGCACCGACCAGCCGUUGUACAGCAAGGUUCUAUCUGCGUAUGAGCAUCUGUGGUCGCUUAUUGAGAAGAACCGUGCCCAGCUUAGCAUUGAGGUCUGGAGCUGGACGUACAACAACGGGUUUCGGGCUGAGCCGCUGGGCGCAUUUUUCCCCGUUGAGAGCAACAUUGCCCAGCUGUGGAGUUUGACAUUCCUGGCGGUGCAUAAACAAGAUUUCGAACAAUAA
Molecule: messenger RNA, 2244 nt
Organism: Exserohilum turcica Et28A
Lineage: Eukaryota; Fungi; Ascomycota; Dothideomycetes; Pleosporales; Pleosporaceae
Exons: 3
Coding region: 1-2244 (747 amino acids)
Source: RefSeq, a predicted model, not a curated record